AAAAGAAGUCAAGGUGGGGAAAAAAUAACUUGAUUGGCAAGGGUCAGGCCGGUCAAGUUUAUCGCGAUAAGCUUUUGUUGCAGAGAUCGCGUUCGAAUUAAUUGGAGGUUUUCGUUUUCGUUCCGGAUCACGACGCCGAUAACACAAGGAUUUUGACUCCGAUCCCGAUUCAAGUGCACUGCCAUGUUACGACUGGCUAGACAAGGACGUAGCGCACUGAGGAAUCAUUUUAUAUGCAUAUCAUGUCGCGCCCUACUUACCACCGGUGCCACGAGGCUACCGAGUGCCGUCGCCAAACUUUGUGCAGCACGCCACUUCUCGUCGUCGGCGCUGUUGUCGACUGAUCAGCCCUCGCAGCCACCGCAGAUAUCGGAGACAACCGAGAAACAGGCUGAGAAGGAUCCCGAGAAGCACGACAAUAAAAAGCCCGAGAAGCAGGACAGGAAGGAUUCUGAGAAACGGGGCAAGAAAAGGCCCGAGAAACACGACAAGAAGGAUUUUGAGAAACAGGAUAAGAAAAAGGUCGACAAAAGGGACAAGAGAAAGGCCGAGAAACAGGCCAAGGAGGAGAAGGAUUUUGAGAAAUCCAAACCGUCAAAGUCGACCAAAUCUUCGACGCCAACCAAGAGAGCCCCAUCCGCCUCGGCGCUCUCCUCGUCAUCGCCGACCAUCAGACACAAGCUCUGGCGCGAGACCCUCAAGGUGUUGAAGGACAUCAAGGCCGACCAGCGCCCACCGUCUCAAACGACCGAACAUGCCCCCGCCACCGAACCUGGGGCUCAACAGCCCGCUCCCGCCGCCGAUUCUGGCUCGCCGAACAAGCCGAAGGGAGCAAAGGGACCACCAGCCCGCGACGCAAACCUCCUUGACGGCGCUCUUGCAAUGCUGAAGCAGGUCCUCCGCGAAGAGUUGCGAGAUGAUGCUCAGUUAACUCAACAGACCGUCGAACGUGUACUGGAUGAGAACCCUCCGACCGCUGCGCCAAAGGAAAAGAAAAUCACAGGCAAGACCUUAGCCGAGGCUUUGGGCGCUGUCAAGCCAGCGGGAGACAACCCGGCCGAGCAAUCUACAGCGCCGACGGAGAACUCGUCUGGGAAGGCGCCUAAGAAGACUUCCAAAUCCUCCAAGCUCGCACCGCUUCGCGCCAGUAAAAAUACGGGCAGCAAGGGACCUCUCGACUUCAUCGUCAACCGCAUCGAUGCGAAUAAAAUUGAUUUGACCCCCAUCGAGAAGGAGCAACCACCUGUCCCUAGUUUAGCUUACGGCCUGGAUCGUGUGCUCUUUAACCCAGGUGUUUAUCACAUCCAAGAUCCCCGCUCUCGCGUCUUCAACUUCGAUCCCUACCUAGAGCGCAUCAUGCCCGUCAAGGAGUUCGAUUACGACGCUAUCAAGCAAUACAUCACGUCUUCCAAGGACACCACCCUCAUCCAGACAGCCGCCGAGCACAACAAGAAGUACACGGGCUCGACCUCGAGCAUGACUUCCACCCUUGCCCACUUCCACUAUCUCCUCUCGGCCUGGCGUCCCAUCAAUCCUGGCAUGAUGACCAAAGAUUUCGAGGUCGACUCGCACCGCUUCACUCGCAUCCUGCGCGCCCCCGCCGCCACCUUCCUCCACUGGAAGGACGGCACCUACGCCAUCGAUGCCGACAAAGAGUUCGAUAGCGCAAACGUUCUGAGCAUGCUGGGCAAAUCCAUGGAAAAGUUCCUGACUCUGCCCAAGGAAGAGUUCGAAAAGUACCGUCGAUCAAACUCGGACCAGCUGACAGAAGAGGAGCGCAACGGCCCCGAGUCAUAUCACUACACCACCCUGGGUGACUUCAUGAUGCGAUCCCAGCUGGACGCCUACGACCCCAGGCUGCCUGGGACCGGCAUGUUCGAUCUCAAGACCAGGGCUGUCAUCUCUAUCCGCAUGGACGCCCGCGAUUUCCACAAGGGCAUGGGCUACGAGAUCCGCAGCCGCUUCGGCCAGUGGGAGUCAUUUGAGCGCGAGUACUACGACAUGAUCCGGUCCGCUUUCCUCAAGUACUCGCUCCAGGUCCGCAUGGGCCGCAUGGACGGCAUAUUCGUCGCCUACCACAACACUGAACGCAUCUUUGGCUUCCAAUACAUCCCCCUCCAGGAGAUGGACCUUUCGCUGCACGGCCAGGAAGACGUGACCCUUGGCGACCGCGAGUUCAAGUUGAGUCUCUAUUUGCUCAACAAGGUCUUGGAUAAAGCCGCUGCCAAGUACCCCGGCCGAUCACUACGCCUCCACUUUGAGACCCGAGGUGAGGAGACGCCCUUCAUGUACAUCUUCGCCAAGCCCGUCACCCCGGCGGAAAUCGAGCAGAUCCAGGGCGCCACGCAAGCCAAGAUCGAAGAGUUCGAGCGCCAAAUAAUGGGCGUUGUUAGAGAGGCACGUGCCUUGGAGGACGAAGAGGGUGGGGAAGAGGGUGUCGACGAGGCCGACGAGCUUGAUAUCGACGAGGCCGAGGGCGAGCAGAUAUCCAGUUCUGGCGCCUGGGAGGACGUGAUGCUCAGGGUGGAGGAUGAGCUGGAGGACGAGGAGCACGGCCUGACCUUUGUCCGCGAAGCCAUCGAGAAUGCUCUCAGAGAGAGCGGGCUCCUCCGGUCCGCAGCGCCCGAUGAGACACAGCGCUAUGUCGAUUCCUUCCUCGACGCGUUGACGGGCAACGGCCGCCGUUCCGCGCCCGAAGGCCAGGAGACCUCCGAGCUUGCCGAGUCGAGCGAGGCUGAGGCAUCCGUUGACGCCGAGUCGGCUGCUGAGUCUGGCGCGGAGACCGACGCCACGUCGGCUGGCACUUCAGAAGCAGCGGAGGUCACCCAAGAGUCGAGCGAGGAUUCCAAGGAGGGUGGGCGGGCGCCCGCAACCGAGGACUCAUCCGCCGAUGAACCUACCUUGAAAGACCUCAUUGUCAAGCUGGCGAUCCUUAUGCGGGCGAGGCAAGCCCGGGCGAGGCAGGCCCGGGCGAUCUCCGGUGAGAAGUGGUCCUCGCCCAUCGAGGACGAGGGUAUCAUCGACGAGGAUGCGUCGGAGGUCGAACUCAAGCUCCGGAAGAUCGAGAAGAUCCUCUCGGAGCUGGAGCCGACGGGCCAGCCGCAGGACGGGGACAAGAUAGAGGAGGGUUUAGGCAACGGGGUGGAACCGACUGAGUCUGCCGAGCCGGGGGAGCCAACUGAGACAACGGAGACGGUCGAGACGGUCGAGCCGACCGAGUCCGUCGAGACAACGGAGACGGCCGAGCCAGUCGAGCCAGUCGAGCCGACGGAGCUCACCGAGACGGAGGAUGCCACGCCGUCUGAAGAUUCAGCAACGCCGCCCACCGAGGCAGCCGUGGAAACGGAGGGGACGUCGGCCACAGAGACGGAACAGUCCGAAAACGCAACACCGUCGGAGGAAGGAGAAGCAGAGCAAGAAGGAGAAGCAAGCGGCACCAAGCACUACCACGACGAAGCCGAGGGCGGCGAGCUGUACGGCCUGAUCCUCACGAUCCGCAACAGGGUCAACUGCGAGUACGUCGCGCGGCCCGAGAAGAUGAACCGCGGGCACCGGUGGCAGGUGGAGUACGCCAUCGAGGAGGUCAAGCCGGAGCGCGCGCAGAACCUGUACCGCAUGGUGCUCAACCGCCGCAAGAACCUGCUCUACCCGGAGGACGCCGACGGCGGCGACGCCCGCGACGACGGCGACCGCUGGUACUCGAUGUUCCAGGGCAACCUGAACCGCUACAGCACGGGCGGCCGCAAGUUCCGCCGCCGUGAGGAUAGGCGCCAGCGCGGCCAGCCCGUCCAUGUCUACGGUGCCGACGGGCCGCUGUCGUAUGAGGAGGUGUUUAGUCACACGAAGGACAAGGCUGAGGAGAACGAUGGGGAUGAGGAUGUGGAUGAGGAUGAGGAUGGGGAUGGGAAGCGGGCCCCUUUUAGAAAGGGGGGCAAGAAAAAGUGGUAGAGCAAGGGGCGGCGCAUCCACUGUGUGCACAGAUGUGUAUUAUAAUGUUUGUGGGAUAGAUUUUGUACGACCAACUGUACCAUAUACGACGACAUUCACUCUUACA
Messenger RNA from Chaetomium fimeti, 4054 nucleotides. RefSeq names its product mitochondrial protein Pet127-domain-containing protein. Bases 184 to 3948 code for a protein of 1254 amino acids. The record is from RefSeq and is a predicted model, not a curated record. Gene Ontology annotation, biological process: mitochondrial RNA 5'-end processing. The transcript has 3 exons. Lineage: Eukaryota; Fungi; Ascomycota; Sordariomycetes; Sordariales; Chaetomiaceae. Gene Ontology annotation, cellular component: mitochondrion; mitochondrial envelope.